GGAACAGACAUCUCUCCCUCCCUAUGGGAUGGUGUAAACCAGAACGAAGAUGAUCUUUUGCACUUGCUCGAAGAAACAACUCCAGUUAAAGCUUGUGCAGAUUUUGAUUACAAUGUUACUGAUAGUGGAGAGUGGAAUUCAGAAAACGUGAAGGGAUUGGAAGACUGCAGAGAGUCUUCACAAUUAAAAAGACGGCGGAUGCUACAGUUCAGCUCUCAUGCCACAGAUUCAUUACUUUGCAAUGAGCAGCUCCCAUCCACAUUUGUUACAUUGAAGGAGAGGGAGAACUCAUUGAUGGAGGAUCAAUUACCUGAAAAUAUGCAGUGGAUCCCGAGUUUUUCCGAUGAGGGAUGCACCACUAGCAAUGAGGGCCCUGAUCCAUCACCAGAGGGUUGGUUGGUAAAUUGCUUUAAUGACAACGAGAUGCAUGCGAGCUCUGAAGAAAUGAAUUUCUCUGGGGUGUCUGAUGAUCAAGUUGACAUUUCAGAAUUCUGCAACAUACCACCUGAAAUGGAAUCGGACGUGAUACAAGAGUCUGUCACCCCAACUCCUCGUAGUCUUUUCAAAGUCAUAUCUGCUAGGAAAGCUUUCAUGCGAACUCCAACAAAAUUGGCUACUCCUGUUGCCUAUCCGUUUGCCCUUGUCAAACCUUGUGGAGUGCAAGGAGACGUAACUUUAAAGGACAUAAAUCAGCGCAUCCGAACCCCACCACCAUCAAGGUCGAAGCACUUGAAGGAUGAGGAUGCUUCGCCUUCGUAUCCCACUUCGGCCUUUUCUGGGAAGCCUGUGGUAAUUAAAACUAAAAUCUUCACUGAAGGGGGAAAGGGUAGCAUUACAAUCACGAGAACCAAAGGCUGAGUGGAUAAGUUCUCCUCUUGUGGGUGGUCUCUCUCUCCUCUCUCAUGUACAUCUUUUUGGUCUUGAGCUAGAUUACAAGGGCGUCCCAUCACUUCUUACGUGGUGACGACUCAUCCACCAUACAAGUGGCACUCGUGUACGGAAAUCUAGACUCUGCAAAUUGUGGGUCCUGUUGCAGAUGGAAAAUACUUCAAGAAUUACACUUACUGGAUGAUGUUAACCAUCCAAUUGGUGGGCAUGAAAUGGACAGUUAAAAAGAAAAUUGUCAGUGGUCCAAAUCAAUGGUUGAUGUGGAUUGUUAAGAUCGUCUUAUCAGUGUGGUUUUCAUGGUAUGCAACAUCCAUAGUGGGGACCAUAAUUUGGGGUCUGGAUCGAAUUGCACGUACGAUAUUUUGCUAAAUGCACGGUGGAUGAGUCACCACCAUUCAAAAUGAAUGGUGGAAAAUGCACAUAGUAGUCUAGUCCUUUGAGUUGUGAAAGUUCUGCAGCAUGAUAGGUUGUGGCCAGCUAGUAUGGAACUUCAAUCCUGUUGUGUAGGAUCCCCAUGCAAUGUUGGGGUUGUUGGUAGGAAUUGCUUAUGGAAUUCCUUCAUUUCAAAUGUUUAUGUUCUCUGAUGGUUUUCUAAACGAUGCAAAGCUUAUGUUUUUAAUACAUUUUAUGACCAAGAGGAUCUUAACGUGUUAGAUCCUCCUUUGGGCUUUGUUUCAAGGAUUCACUCUUCACAUGUGAAAGUCCUUUGGACUAGUUAUUGCAAUUUAAUUCAAUGCUGCAUCCAAACACAA
Molecule: messenger RNA, 1640 nt
Organism: Magnolia sinica
Lineage: Eukaryota; Viridiplantae; Streptophyta; Magnoliopsida; Magnoliales; Magnoliaceae
Product: protein XRI1-like
Exons: 7
Biological process (GO): female meiotic nuclear division; male meiotic nuclear division
Source: RefSeq, a predicted model, not a curated record